Prorocentrum cordatum is the source of this 627-nucleotide messenger RNA. NCBI's taxonomy places the organism in Eukaryota, Dinophyceae, Prorocentrales, Prorocentraceae. The record is from the annotation of a GenBank genome assembly.
GUCCAGCUGACCGCCCAGCCGCAUGGUUCGACAACCGUCGGGAUCGACGUUCUCAUCUCCCACGUCAUGGGCGACGCGAUCGUCGAGACCGAGCCGCUGGGCGACGUGCUGAGCGACGGCGCGCUCUCGGCGAUCGAGUCGGAGGAUUCCGGAACCGGCGACGAGGAGACCAUCUCCGUGUUCGACGCCAGUGAGGCCGACACGCCUGGCCUCAGGCCCGACGUGCUGGGGGGCUCGUCGCGGCAGCCGCGGGCGUCCACGCCGGACAGGGGGCCGAGGCCUUGCGAGAGGCUUGCAAGCUUCCUCCGCAGCCCCGCCGGCUUCCGCGAGAGGGUCGGCGCGCGCUCGGGCCCGCGCGCGAUGGAGACGCCUGCCGCUCGGCGCCGCCGGCAGAGGGCCGCGGCCGCCGCUCGCGCCGCCAGCCCCUCCGCUGCCGGCGCCGCAGCCGCGCGCGGUCUGCCGCGGGCCUCGGCGCAGGGCGGGCCCGCCGCGGCCUCCGCCGUGGCCGCUGCCGCGGACGCUGACGUGCGGGCCGCCGCGGCCCCCGGCGCCGCGGGCGCCGCGAGCGCCGUGGCCGUGGCCGCGGCCGCUGGCGCCGCGGUCGCCGACGGUGUGCCGGUGCCGUGA